Drosophila novamexicana is the source of this 3405-nucleotide messenger RNA. RefSeq names its product 5-hydroxytryptamine receptor. Gene Ontology annotation, biological process: adenylate cyclase-activating adrenergic receptor signaling pathway. The record is from RefSeq and is a predicted model, not a curated record. Bases 943 to 2727 code for a protein of 594 amino acids. Gene Ontology annotation, cellular component: membrane. Lineage: Eukaryota; Metazoa; Arthropoda; Insecta; Diptera; Drosophilidae. Gene Ontology annotation, molecular function: G protein-coupled receptor activity. The transcript is spliced from 6 exons.
GUAGCAUGUAUCUUUCGUGUUCAAAGGCACACUUACAGAUACAUAUAUUCUCUCUGUUGUGUUACGGUUGUCAAAGCAGACGGCAGUUUUGGAAGAGCUCUGAACCAAUGCAGUCGCGUCUAUAAUUUCGGCUAAUUGGAUGUGGCAUUUAAAAAAUCGUUAGCCAAACACAUAGAGUUGAUCAAAUGUAUAUUUACUUAAUGGAAACGUUUAAUAACAAUUAAAACCCGUGUGAAACAAAAAAAUACCAUCUUUACUCUGAGAAGCACCAAAAGAAAUACGCUGCACUCAAAAGUUAUAUAUUUAUAAAAACUUACCAGUGACCUAUACAAGAAAUGUUUAAAUUGCAAAAUGUGAAAAAUUAUUUUGAAUGAUUCCGAGUAGACUUCACAAGAAACGUAUGCCUAAAAAAAAAAUGUACCAAAUGAGAAAUUUCGUAAAUACCUGUGUGUAUAAGUUAUCCUUUAUGAACUACAUAUAAAUCAAGCAUUACAUUACCAUCUUCUCGAGAACAUUAAGUUAUAUGUUUACUUGGCUACACACAAAUAUCCCCUGUAAUGUAUCUGGGGUAAAACUAUUGCUUGUGCAAUGUUAGUGCAUUGAAUAUGUACAUAUGCACAUACAUAUCAUGUACAUAUAGGGAAAUGCUGAUAAUAAUAAUGGAAAAAGCUUUUAUAAUUAACACAGUAAAAUUAACCUAAGUGAAAAUAACCAACGAGAAAUGUUAAAUAAAUAAUAAAAGCUACAAGUUGCCAAGGGCAUCGUUUGAAGAUAAAAAAAAAAAUAACCAACAUGAAAAAUGAUGACGCUAAAGUAUUCCAAUUUCAAUGGCGACUUAAAGUUACCGGGUAUAAAAAUCUAAAAAAAAACUAACAAUGACUGUAAAGCUUGAACUAUGUCAAUUCAACAAUAAUACAUACUGUUGACUCUGAUACAGCAUAUAUGGCUCUCCAUUCACAGUUGGAAUAUCAAAACGUUUUAAUUCCACCACUGAUGUAUGUGGCCACUACAUUCCUUGCCACAAGCGGCGUUAUUGGAUUGCAGCAAAACGUUUCUAUUGGUUACGAUAACUUUCUAGAAACAUGGAGUAUUGGCAAUCGGAGUUUGUCACCAACGUCAUAUACAUCUGGCAUCCCUUCGUUGCAGUCAAAACUAAAUGACUCUGGAAAUUUCGGAGAUUCAGUGCCUACCCUAACACUUUUCAAUUACUACAAUGAAUCUGCAGCGACGGCCGAAUGGGCCCACUUCUACGAUCUCAUUCUUUCGUGGCAGGGCAUUUGCUUGAUUGCUGUGUUCUGCACUUUUAUCAUUGUCACCGUUAUUGGCAACACACUCAUUAUAUUAGCUGUUUUGACCACUCGAAGACUUCGAACGGUUACAAACUGUUUUGUUAUGAGUUUAGCGAUAGCUGAUUUACUUGUAGGGAUUUUUGUUAUGCCGCCAGCAGUAGCUGUACAUCUAAUUGGUUCCUGGCAACUCGGCUGGGUACUCUGCGAUAUUUGGAUAUCCUUUGAUGUCUUGCUAUGUACAGCAUCUAUUUUGAGUCUGUGUGCCAUCAGUGUUGAUAGAUACCUUGCUGUUACACAGCCACUUACUUAUUCUCGGAAACGGCGUUCUAAGCGCCUUGCGCUUUUAAUGAUUCUUAUCGUUUGGAUCCUGGCAUUAGCAAUUACUUGUCCUCCCAUGUUAGGAUGGUAUGAACCUGGACGCCGAGACCUACGAGAGUGUCGUUACAACCAAAAUGAAGGCUAUGUCAUUUUUUCAGCGAUGGGUUCAUUUUUUAUACCAAUGGCUGUUAUGAUUUAUGUUUAUGCCAAGAUUUCUUGUGUAAUUGCAAAAAGACACGACAAUAUGUCUGACAUUAAUGUUCAUAACAAGAAGUUUAAACGGUAUACCGCCGCCGACGUUGAAAAUGAAUUCUCCGAACAGGAACAUAGUACGGGCUACAAAAGCAAACAGGCUGCUGCGCAAACAUUCUUUAACCAAAGAAUAUCUAAGGAUCUACAUGAAAUUGUACUUAGCAAUAGCGACAAUCUUGGAGUACCAACAUCAGAUGGAGUUAAUGCUGGAAAUUGCCAGACCUUGCUGGCUCUGCCAUCAACCCAUAAUGCUAGUGGAAAAAACGGUUGCUAUGAAUUAACUCGACCAUCUUCAUUGUCUCUGAAACGGACGUCUACCGCUUCUACGACUAUAACCACAAUGGCAAGCGGUGUAGGUCCAAGCAGUAGUUUAUUAGAUGCACCAUGGCAGUCCCAGCCACAACAACAACCGCCAACUCAUAGCUUUCGGCAUUCCCAUCUUAGUGUGGGCGGUGGAGACAGGCUGCGUGGCCACCAUCAUCAUCCGUCUGCAGGAUCAGGAACGGCUGAUGUUUCCACCACUACUUCAACCAAUAUUAAAUCUCUGUCGAACCGCAUUACAUCCCUUAAAAAGGAAAACAAAACAACCCAGACACUAAGCAUUGUCGUUGGUGGGUUUAUCGCCUGCUGGCUCCCUUUUUUUGUCUACUAUCUUAUAACACCAUUUCUGGCCGAGCACCAGGUCAGUGGCACGUUGGCAAAGGCUCUUACCUGGCUCGGUUGGUUCAACAGCGCUAUCAAUCCUUUUAUCUACGCAUUUUACAGUGUCGACUUUCGUGCCGCCUUUUGGCGCUUAACCUGUAAACGAUUUUUUAGUGACGACCAAAAGCCACAAUUUCCCACAAACACAAUGUCUAUUAGGCGAUAGUCGUGGCGUGUCGCCACCUUACAUUCCUCCUAUACACCCACAAAAAUGAUGAUAUUAGGGAUAGGGCUUGGCGACAUUUCCUACAAUAUUGCUUUUAGAUUAUACAACCAGAAAUUGCUAAGCACAAAAAUAUUUAAAAUUAUAUUUAUGGAUCCCAAUUGGUUUGUUGAAGUUUUAUUUAAAGAAUAUUUUUUAUAUAAUUCUAUGAUGCUAUGUAAACAAGUAUUUGCCAGCUUUCAUUUAAGAUUAGCAUAUAGACAUAUACACAUAUACAUAUUUCACUCUAAAGAUGAGCAUACGAAUAAGCACUUGGUGCAACUGUGCCUACGUCGAUAAUCAACAAUACAAACCAAAUUUUAGACAAAGGUCACUAAUUAUAUUUUUGGUUACCAACCUACUAAUGAGAUUUUCUUUACAACAUUUACUUCCACAAGAAACAUAGUAGUAUUGUUUUUCGUAUAUAUAAUAAUUGAAAAUAAAUAUAUACACGCAUUACAUUUUUAUUGUGAUUUACACCUUAUUAAAGCUAAUAACAUUUAAAAUUUAGAUGUAGUGACAUUUCUUAGAUCCAUUUUAGGUGGCAUCAUAAAUAAAAUCACGAAAAGAAACUAGAAAUUGCAGUCAAUUGUGAAAAGGUAGAAGUAAUCUUCUAUAUAUAUGUAUAUAUAUAUAUAUAUA